Messenger RNA from Strongyloides ratti, 1566 nucleotides. RefSeq names its product Splicing factor U2AF 50 kDa subunit. Gene Ontology annotation, cellular component: commitment complex; nucleus; nuclear speck. Gene Ontology annotation, molecular function: pre-mRNA 3'-splice site binding; poly-pyrimidine tract binding. The transcript is spliced from 5 exons. NCBI's taxonomy places the organism in Eukaryota, Metazoa, Nematoda, Chromadorea, Rhabditida, Strongyloididae. The record is from RefSeq and is a predicted model, not a curated record. The coding region runs from base 1 to 1566 and encodes 521 amino acids. Gene Ontology annotation, biological process: mRNA processing.
AUGAACGAUUGUUAUAAUGAAGAUAAUAAUUAUGUAAAAGAAGAGUUUAAUAAUGUAUAUGAGAAUUGUGAAAAUAAUUUUAAGAUAAAGGAAGGUGCUGUAGAAAAUUCUUCAUCACCUUUAGAUAACAAUGGACACAAAAUUAAAGAAGAACGUCAUGGUGAAAAUGAUGAUAGAAGAACAAAAGAAAGAAGUAGGACUGAACGUGACAGAAAACGAAGGGAUUCUGAGGAACGUGAUAAAAAAAAAGAUAGAUCUCGACGUGAUGAUAGAGAUCGUAAAAGACAUCGUUCUAAAGAAAGAAGUCCAUCAAGAAGUAGAAGUCGUUUAAGAGAAAAAAGUCGUUCAAAAUCACCAAAAAAAUCAAGAAGACGUAGUCGUUCUAAGGAUAAAGAUCGUUCUCGUCAUGAUCGCCGUGAAAAAGAUCGUAGUGGUAAAGAAUCAAGACCAAGAAGAAUUAAUAGAUUUUGGGAUGUUCCACCUAAAGGUUAUGAGCAUAUGACUCCGAGAGAGUAUAAAGAAUUACAAGCUAAUGGGCAGAUACCUCGUAAUAAUAUGCAAUCUGCUGUUCCUGUUAUUGGACCAUCAGUAACAUGUCAAUCUAGACGUCUUUAUGUUGGUAAUAUACCAUUUGGUUGUAAUGAACAAACAAUGCUAGAUUUUUUUAAUCAACAAAUGACAUUAUGUAGAUUAUCACAAGCACCAGGAAAUCCUGUUCUAGCAUGUCAGAUAAAUUUAGAUAAAAAUUUUGCUUUUAUUGAAUUUAGAUCUAUUGAUGAGACUACUGCAGGUAUGGCAUUUGAUGGUAUUAAUUUUAUGGGUCAACAAUUAAAAAUUAGAAGACCUAGGGAUUAUCAACCUAUAGGAAAUGAUAUGAUGACAAAUUACGGAAUUUCAAACGUUGUACAAGAUUCACCACAUAAACUAUUUAUUGGUGGAUUACCAACUAUUCUUGAAGGAGAACAGGUUAAAGAACUUUUGCAAUCAUUUGGACCAUUGAAAUCUUUCAAUCUUGUAAAAGAUGGUAAAACAGGGAUUUCAAAGGGUUAUGCAUUUUGUGAGUAUGCUGAUCCUGUUCUUACAGAUCAAGCCAUAGCUGGUCUUAAUGGUAUGGAAUUAGAAGAUAAAAAGAUUAUUGUUCAAUUAGCCUGUACAGGUGCUAAGAAUCCAACAUCUGAUAGUGCUGGAAGUACACCAUUACCAGGAAUUGAUCUUAGUCAAGGUGCAGGUCCAGUAACUGAAAUUUUAUGUCUUCUUAAUAUGGUAGUUGAAGAGGAACUUAAAGAUGAUGAAGAGUAUGAGGAUAUAAGGGAAGAUAUAAGAGAAGAAUGUUCUAAGUAUGGUGAAAUUCGUUCAAUUGAAAUUCCACGACCUAUAGAGGGAUUAAAUGUGGCUGGGGUUGGUAAGGUUUUUAUAGAAUAUGCCAGUAAAGCAGAAUGCCAAAAGGCAGUUGCUGCUAUAACUGGAAGAAAGUUUGACAAUAGAAUUCCAUUUUUAGAAGUUUUCCAUAAAGUAAAAAAGAUUCCAUUAGAUUGCUUAUUGAAGCAUGAUAUUCUUUUGAAAUAA